This is a messenger RNA of Gaeumannomyces tritici R3-111a-1, 414 nucleotides long. RefSeq lists its product as hypothetical. The record is from RefSeq and is a predicted model, not a curated record. Bases 1 to 414 code for a protein of 137 amino acids. The transcript is spliced from 2 exons. Lineage: Eukaryota; Fungi; Ascomycota; Sordariomycetes; Magnaporthales; Magnaporthaceae.
AUGGCUCCCGAGAAGCGCAAAGACGACGGCAGCUCUGAGCUUAGCGGCCCUGAGCCGAAGCGGCGCGCAACUGACGCGCAAGCUCCCGAGAAUCUUGGUAAUGGCGGCCUGGUAUACACCGCGCCUGAGAGCGCGGCGCGGCAUACCCUGUACCUCGACGCCGACAAGACACACGAGAUUACACCGCUGCUCUUUCCCAAGCCAUCCUACCAGGAUGUCAAGUUCGGAGAUUCUCCGGAUGACAUGGAGAAGUGGGAAAAGGUGAAGAGGAGCAAGCUUGGCAGCAAGAGCAGAAUCGUCGUCGGCCAUAGUCUCCCACUGAACGCGGGACACCCCAAUCUACUCCACAUACCAGGCUUUAAAAAGCCUCGCUGGUACCCGACCGAGGAUGACUCUUGGCACUUCAAAUACUGA